UUGUCUUACAACGUGUUGUGUCUCCUAAACUUUUAGAUAUUUUACAUACAUUUUUGAUCUCAGAGCAACAACAUGAAGGCGUUUGUUCCUUUGAUUUGUUUACUGGCGCUAGCGGCUGCCGAAGCUCCUCUCGGCGACGGUUACGCCGCGGCUCGAUCAAGCCACGACCACAGCCAUGGUCAUUCCCACAAUUCCAACCUCGGCCGAUCUCUCUCCACCGAAUACGGAGCCCCUGGGGCCUCUACCCGGUCCCUAUCUCAGGAAUACGGGGCACCAAGCUUUCGAGCGCUUAGCCAGGAGUACGGAGCUCCAAGCGCCAGAGGCCUCAGCCAAGAGUAUGGGGCGCCAAGCGCUAGAGGUCUCUCUCAAGAGUACGGUGCCCCUAGUGCUAGGGGCCUUUCUCAGGAAUACGGAGCUCCUAGCGCUCGAGGUCUAUCACAAGAAUAUGGGGCACCAAGUGCCAGAGGGAUCUCUCAGGAAUACGGAGCCCCAAGCGCUAGAGGACUCUCGCAAGAGUAUGGCACCCCCAGCGCUAGAGGAUUGUCUCAAGAAUAUGGAGUACCAAGUGCCCGAAGCCCUUCUGAAGGGUAUGGCGCCCCCAGUGCUCGUGGCUUGUCUUCCACCUAUGGCGCGCCUUCCCAAGACUUCUCCCGCGGACUUUCCCAGGAAUACGGAGCACCUGGACUAAGAAACGCACCUUCAGACACUUACGGUGCACCUGCCUUCAGAAAUACCCCUUCUGACUCUUACGGAGCUCCCUUGACUGGUCUUCAAGAUUUCCGCUCAGCUCCUUCUGAGGAAUAUGGUGCCCCUUCUGCUAGAAGCUUCGGAUCCCCUUCUGCUAAAUACGGCGCCCCUGCUCGUAGCUCUUUCCGCAACUCUUUAUCUCAAGAAUAUGGUGCUCCGUCUACCCGAUCUGGUUUCUCUGGAAGAAGCUCUUUCAAAUCCGCGAAAGGCCGUUCCGGUUUCUCUGCCCCCUCGUCUACUUAUGGUGCUCCUAAUGCCAGGUCUUCUGACUCCUACUCCCAACAUAAGGGUGGUUCUUCGUUUGCCAGCGCGCGUCUGUCGGAUUCCUAUGGAGCGCCCGCGGCCAGGAGUCUGUCUGAUACCUAUGGAGCGCCAGCUGCCAGGAGUCUGUCAGAUUCCUAUGGAGCGCCGGCUGCCAGGAGUCUGUCUGAUACGUAUGGAGCGCCGAACAGCAGGGCUGCUGGAUUGAAGACUGGUGCUUUUGCUUCGUCUUACGCUUCUUCAAGGUCAUCCCCGUCCUCCAAAUACGGUGCUCCCUCCGCCUUCGACUCCAUGCCUUCCGAACAAUACGGCGUCCCUGAGCAAUACGACUCUCUCUCCAGCCAGGGUUACGGGUACGCCAGGGGAGCCCUCGAUGAGCUGCAGAACCAGGAGCCAGCGAACUACGACUUUGCUUACAAAGUGAACGACUUCGAAUCCGGCAGCGACUUCGGGCAUUCGGAAACCAGGCAGGAGAACCGCGCUGAAGGCAGCUACUUCGUCGUUCUACCUGAUGGCACUAAACAGGUGGUGGAAUAUGAGGCCGACGAGCGUGGUUUCAAGCCCCGCAUCUCCGUGGAGCCAGCAGAGACUGGGGGCUACGACGACAAUGCCAACAACAUCGGGCGCUCCGCUGACGGACCUUAUUAACCACCACAAAAACCAGACCAGAGUGACUCAUUGAGACAUCAACUAAUACAUUGGGAAAUCAAGUAGACCGUCAAAUUCCCAGGCAGAUAUUUUGAGAGGUGCAUGGUCUCAUUCGCUGAGUCGACGAAGCCCCUCAGGUGCGGGGCUGCUACUUUUCAACAGUUUGCCUUUGUCACUGUAUUGCUUUCGGGUAUCUGAAAAACGAACACAUCUUGACUAUCUAAGUACGAGUAUUAGUUGAAUAUGACUGCCGUCAAAAUAUUAUACAGGAACUUAAUGAUCAUAUCGAUUGCCCACAAAAUAUUAGAUCUAAAUGGUCACUUUGGCUUCGGAUCGGAAUGCGUUACCAUGGUUACUCGAAGUUCAGUUUUAAAAGUCCGUUCCAAAAUCAAAUAAGUUUAAUAAAGCAAUUCAUACCUAAUUCAUGCUGUUUAAUAAACUUAAAAUUUAAUUGUAUAGACUUUUAAAAUUGAAAUCGCUUCGGAAUGUUUUGUUUGCAAUUUUUGUUACGAAUUUUACGAACGACUAGCGAAAUACUCAUUUAUUUAUUAUUUUAUAGCAAAUAAAAAAAUGCAUAAAAAAAGUACCUCAUAGAUUGUAAGUUGCUUGUGAUGUAGUGAUAAUUUAGUGCAAAUAAAUUUAUUGACGUUA
Leguminivora glycinivorella is the source of this 2307-nucleotide messenger RNA. RefSeq names its product pro-resilin-like. Gene Ontology annotation, cellular component: RNA polymerase II transcription regulator complex. Gene Ontology annotation, biological process: positive regulation of transcription by RNA polymerase II. Lineage: Eukaryota; Metazoa; Arthropoda; Insecta; Lepidoptera; Tortricidae. The record is from RefSeq and is a predicted model, not a curated record. The transcript has 7 exons. The coding region runs from base 73 to 1656 and encodes 527 amino acids. Gene Ontology annotation, molecular function: transcription coactivator activity.